UGCCUUCUCAUUUUAAAUCUUAGAAAAAAUAGUUAAAGUUAAAUUACCUUCAAGAUUUCUCCGUACGGGAAGGAGUGCAGAUAGUCCACAGCUUGGAAGCGUAUUUUCAGUGAACAUUUUGGCGCCAUUCUGCAUUUGUUUUCUUUUUGGCGUGGGUGUGCGAGUGAGUCACUACUAGCAAGAAGGAUCUUAAAAUAAAAAAUCUGAAUUAUCGAAUGACAUCCAAUAAUCCUUUGGAUAUCAUGGACGAUGAGGAAUUUGAUUGGGAAGCAGCUGCUAGAGAAAUCGACGUUGUUUGCGAGAUGGCGAGUGACGCACAGGGAAAGGGAAAGCAGCAAACGGGUCUCAAGAAGGAAUGCCGAACACCACAGUUCGAAGAAGAUGACGAAAACCCUACCUUUGUCCACCACAUAGAUGCGGAGGCAGCCAAAACCUGGAUAUAUCCGGUUAAUGUUCCUCUCCGUGACUAUCAAUUUGAUAUUACCCAGUCCGCACUCUUCUCCAACACAUUGGUGGCCUUGCCAACGGGACUUGGCAAAACACUCAUUGCUGCAGUUGUCAUGUAUAACUACUUCAGAUGGUUUCCUCAAGGAAAAAUAGUCUUUGCCGCUCCUUCUCGGCCACUCGUCAUGCAGCAGAUCGAAGCUUGCCACAAUAUUGUUGGAAUACCUCAAGAAUGGACAGUUGACAUGACUGGUCAGCUAAGUCCCCCUAAAAGGGCUCAAUUUUGGAAAACGAAGCGAGUAUUCUUUGUCACUCCUCAAGUAUUAGAAAAGGAUAUUCAUUCUGGUACAUGUUUGGUGAAGUACUUGGUAUGUUUGGUAAUUGAUGAAGCUCACAGAGCUAUGGGAAAUUACGCUUAUUGUGAAGCAGUUCGUGAGUUGAUGGCUGUACCGGUACAGCUGAGAAUAUUAGCUUUAACUGCAACACCAGGAUCCAAGCAACAGACAGUUCAAGCUGUCAUUGAUAAUCUGCAUAUCUCCAGACUUGAAUAUCGCAGCGAAACUGACCAUGAUGUUAUGUCAUAUGUUCACAAUAGGAAGAUAGAAUUGAUACAGGUUGUGAUGGGCCCGGAAGCUGUAGAAAUAAAUAAUAAGUUUAUGGAAGCAAUACGCCCUAUAGUAGCGAGGCUUACAAAUAUUGGUGUCAUUCAGAACAGAGAUUAUCGCACUUUGAGCCCUUGCCAAUUACUUGAAAUUAGGGAAAGUUUUCGUCAAAGGCUUAGGCAAGAUCUUUCUCAUGUCAACUGCGAAGAUGUUGAAGGGUAUUUUGGAGUUCUCAUUACUCUUUAUUACAUCCAUAAGUUACUUUCAAGCCAUGGAAUAAGGCCAGCAUACGAGAUGCUUGAGAGAAAAUUGAAGCAAGGGUAUACUUCCUAUGUACAUUAUAUACUAAGUUAGUAAAGAAAUUGGGAGGAUAUGUUUAGAUUCCUGUUUAAAUUAUUAUAUGUAUGACCCUUCAGGCUAAAUAAGAACUUAAUUAAAGAUUAAGAUUAGUACACACUAGUGGUAAAUGUCAGAUGCAUUCAAAGGAUGAAUAUCUAAACUCCAAAAAUAUCUUUAAAAAUGCUGAGGACAGAACAUAUGGGGACAUAUUUGGAGUGUGGAUUUGAUAGUUUAACAUGCAUGUUGUUUCCUCUCUCGUCAUAUGGUCUACUUAUGAAUUUAAUACAGCUGAACCAAACUCUAAAACAACAAAAGAUGUUAGUCAGUCGCCAUUGCCAAUAGAUAUGUCAUAAAAGUGAUGGGUUGGUUGAUUAAUUUCUAGAUGCAAUAGAGAUGUCUAUACAAUGCAUUUUUUGUGGUAAAUUCUUCAUAUUUAAAUCACUUAUUUGUAAUAUUUCUAUGUAUACAUUAUUGAACUAGAUUUGGAAAAUAGAUCACUGGUAAU
Vigna radiata var. radiata (mung bean) is the source of this 1890-nucleotide messenger RNA. Its product is annotated as DEAD-box ATP-dependent RNA helicase FANCM-like. Gene Ontology annotation, molecular function: ATP binding; 3'-5' DNA helicase activity; hydrolase activity. The coding region runs from base 216 to 1400 and encodes 394 amino acids. Lineage: Eukaryota; Viridiplantae; Streptophyta; Magnoliopsida; Fabales; Fabaceae. The record is from RefSeq and is a predicted model, not a curated record. The transcript has 10 exons. Gene Ontology annotation, biological process: double-strand break repair via synthesis-dependent strand annealing; interstrand cross-link repair; replication fork reversal.